AUGGGUCAAUCGUAUUCACUAGUAACUGUAGCUACGUCUGUGCUACUUCUUGGUCUCCAUGUCUCUCCAUCUCUUGCUGCUGUAUCAACAUCUGUAGAUCAACAAUAUCGUGUUAAUCUCCGUGUCACCUUCCGUGCCUUUUGUCCUGCAUGUCAAUGGUACAUUGAAGAUCCGCUAUUGAAGCUCAUAGGCACUCAAGAAUACCGCGACAUUAUUGACUUGACCCUUCUUCCAACUGCAGGAAUGACAGAAGAACCAGACGGGACAAUUACAUGUGAAGCGGGAUCAUUAGAGUGCACGGGCCAUCGCUGGCAAGUCUGUGUGCUCCAUAAGAACCGCGACGACAUUGUCAAGUAUCUCGGAACUAUUGUGUGUAUUGAAGGAGACGAGUCUGGUCAGAUUGGUGACUGGGCGACGAAGAUGAACAAUUGUGUUGCGGAAGAAGAACGUGUUGCGACUAAAGAAUGUUUUGAUCAUAAGAGCAAGGAUCUGCUUCUCAAUAUGAUUCGAGAAGAGCAAUCGGGAAGCAUACCUUGGAUGCCAUACACGGUUGUGAAUCAUAAAGUGAUUGGGUCGGCAACAAAAGGGGUUAGUUUGAAAAUGCUCAAGACGAACAUUUGCUUAGCAUACACGGGCCCCAAGACUUUUUAUCCGGCAGAAUGUGUGAAGCUUGUUGGAGAGCAGAAGAAAUUUGCCCCUGAAGAUACUGUGACGGAAAAGGGGGACAACCCCUUGGUGGCUCCUGAAGGGAAGCCACAAGGUAUCAUUGCGCUUGCAAAGGAAGCGAUAAACACCGAAAUUGAGUCAUCUGUAAUUGAAGGUGGAGAUGGUAAGGACAUGGAAAAUGUAGCAGUCCCUGCUCCUGCUUUUGUGCCUGCUACGGCUAAAAAGUCAGGCAAAGUACAGAUGGAGUUGUACUGGCGAGCAUUCUGCCCCGGUUGUACGUUUUUCAUCACAAAACAACUGCUGUCACUUAUUCGAGACAAAGAGUUCCAGGAGAUCAUCGAUUUUCAUCCAGUGCCCGCUGCUGGCAUGUCUUAUGACGCAAAGGGAAAAUUUGUAUGCGCUGCUGGUAGGGUAGAGUGCUUGGGACAUAAGUGGCUAAGCUGCGCUGUGGAGGAAUUUCAACAAAUUGGAGAGCUGGUGGAACACAUUGCUUGUAUGGAAAGUAAAGAUAAUAAGGGCAUGACGUGGAGCUCCGUUAUGAAUCGAUGCUUUGAUGGCGAAGCGCUUACGAAGAUGAAAACGUGUUAUGGUUCAAAGAGUGUUGAACUUCUCCAAAAGAACGUAGCGAAGAUGCAAGCACUACGUAUUUCCUGGCUGCCAUACGUUCUUAUUAAUGGGGUGCCGCUAGGUACAGCUAAACGCGGAAUUAGCCUGAAGCAGCUCAUGGAUGCCGUUUGCAAAGCCUAUUCGGGACCACAGAAUUUGUGGCCGGCGUCGUGCCAACCCAAACGGCUUCGUGAAGAGGCAACGGAACCAGAGCCCCCAGCCGAAAAAGAGGACGCGGUGAAGCCAUGUACUCCCAAGGAGAAAGACGCAGACACCACUGGUGCGCAGCACGUAGAUAUACCUGGUAUUGGCAAAGCACUACCAAGUGAACCGGUGGCCAAAACUAUCACGAAGUUUGAGGCUAAGGUUGUCGGAGGCAAAGAGGCCGAUGACGAGGAAGUUUCGGCCACCUUUAUUGCGAUCAUUUUGCCAGGCGUGUGCUUCGUUGGACUUCUUGUUGUCGCGCUACGAUUAACACGUGACCACAAGAAGGACGCCUGA
Peronospora farinosa is the source of this 1773-nucleotide messenger RNA. The record is from the annotation of a GenBank genome assembly. Lineage: Eukaryota; Oomycota; Peronosporomycetes; Peronosporales; Peronosporaceae.